UGGUCAAAGACAGGUCAUUUCAGUUUUGUCUUGGUGCCCCUCUUGUAAACAUGUACCAUUCAAUAAUUUUCGUUAAUUUAGCUAAAAACGUUUAACCAUUUAGAAAAUAAAAACAACGCAUGCGCAAUACAGUCUAAAGACAAAGGUGUUGUGUACAAACCAGUGCAUCAGUCAGCUGUAAAUUCAGGAAUGGCUUAGUUGGGGUGUGUUUUUGUGGUGUUUGUGGGAUUAUUUUGUGCAGGAAAAUGUUGAGUGAAUUUGUUUACUUGUUUCCUUUGCUUUUCUUGCUUCCUCGUACUAAAACUGAUAAUUUGCCCUUCAGACCCAUCAGUAAACCGCUGACAUUUCCAAAAGAAAAUCGCCUCAACGAGUUCAUUCGCCACUACGAGCCUCUCUCGUACGACACCUCCGACGUGCAUCGAGCCCAUAUCCGUGCUCGCCGUUCUGUCAGUCGUGAUAAUCUCAUCCACGUGUCGUUUCGGGCUCACAACCGUGAUUUCCAUCUAAGACUGAAAAGAGACCUUGAUGUGUUCAGCGAUUCGAUGGAAGUUCACGGUCCUGAAGGCCGGAUAGACGUCGAUACGUCGCACAUCUACAAAGGCCAUCUUUUAGGUGAGCCGGAAAGUUCUGUCUUUGGUUCGUUAAUUGAUGGAGUCUUCGAAGGGAAGAUCGUUUCACCUAAAGGCUCUUUUUACGUUGAGAAGGCUCGACAUUAUUUUCCUCAUACCACACAUCCAAAUAGAACAUUCCAUUCGGUCAUUUACCACGAGGAUCACGUAGAAGAUCCAUACGAACAUGUUAGAGAGGGUCAUUCAGCUGGAUGUGGUAUCACCGACGAGGUGAUCCAGUGGAUGGAUCGGGUACAGAAUUCGGGGGUGGACGAUGAAUCACCGCCGCCACCACCACCACCGCCCAAAGAGACAUUCCGAAAACGUAAGAAAGUCGCCGAUGGUGAUAAAGUUCAAUUCAAGUCCGUCGAAAAUUACGAAGACAAGAUCAGCAAGUAUUCGAAAGAGGCGAACGAAGAUCACGCGAGACAUAAAAGGGCAACGCGAAGAGACGAAAACAAGAACACUUGUUCGUUGUACAUCCAGACGGAUCCACUCAUCUGGAGGCACAUCAGGGAGGGCUUUCCAGAGCAUUCUGACCCGAAAAAGGAAAACGAAGUCAACGAAAAGACACGAGAAGAAAUCUUGUCAUUAAUCGCACAUCACGUCACUGCCGUUAAUUAUAUUUAUCGUGAUACGAAAUUUGAUGGGAGAAGCGAACAUCGUAAUAUCAAAUUUGAAGUUCAAAGGAUUAAGAUCGACGAUUAUUCUUCCUGUAGCUGCAAGCGAUGUCCCGAAAUGAAUCAAUUUUGUUUAGAAAACAUCGACGUUAGUAAUUUCCUAAAUAUCCAUUCGUUGGGUAAUCACGAGGACUUUUGUCUGGCUUAUGUCUUCACGUAUCGGGAUUUCACGGGAGGUACUCUGGGUCUGGCUUGGGUCGCAAGUGCGUCGGGGGCUUCCGGAGGUAUCUGCGAGAGAUACAAGACUUACACUGAAACAAUAGGAGGCAUGUAUCAGUCAACGAAGCGCUCCUUAAACACAGGGAUCAUCACUUUCGUCAACUAUAAUAGCAGAGUGCCCCCUAAAGUGUCCCAACUGACUCUAGCGCACGAAAUCGGCCACAAUUUUGGCUCUCCUCAUGACUAUCCGCCCGAGUGCCGUCCCGGGGGCCUCAACGGCAACUUCAUAAUGUUUGCCUCGGCAACAAGCGGCGACCGCCCCAACAACAGCAAAUUUUCAAGUUGUAGCGUUGGCAACAUCUCUAAUGUUUUAGACGCCAUCGAAGACAAUAAAAAACGCAAUUGUUUCACAGCUUCAGCUGGUGCUUUCUGUGGCAAUAAAAUCGUAGAAGCAGGAGAAGAGUGUGAUUGUGGUUACGACGACAACGAGUGUCAAGACAAAUGUUGUUAUCCUCGUCUUGUCAGCAAUCAAGAUAAACAAGAGAAUGCAUCGGCGAAAGGCUGUCACCGGCGACGUGGUACCCAAUGCAGUCCUAGUCAAGGGCCGUGCUGUAGUGGCGACACCUGUCGCUUUGUCCCUCUCUACUUCGGCGAGGUUUGCAAGACCGAAUCGGAUUGUUCGAUGUCGUCGAAAUGUGAUGGAAAGUCGGCUGAGUGUCCUCAGCCCCAGCCUCGGCCUGAUAAAACUCGGUGCAAUAAUGGAACACAGUUGUGUAUUAAGGGGGAGUGUUCAGGGUCUAUUUGUCUUGAAUGGAACUUACAAGCUUGUUCGAUUACCUCACAAGGUAAUCCAAAUAUCGAUAAAAGAAAAUUGUGCGAGUUGGCUUGUCAAAACGGAACAGAUGUGUGCCGAAGUACGAGCGAAUUUGCUGAAAAAGUCGGGCUUCCACCAGGUGGGAUCAGUUUAAGGCCGGGAGCACCGUGCGAUAAUUUUCAGGGCUACUGUGACGUUUUCCUCAAAUGCCGAGCGGUGGACGCUGACGGCCCCCUAGUCAGAUUAAUGAAUCUCUUGUUGAACAAGGAGACGUUAUUGAGCGUCGCCCAAUGGAUAACGAAUUACUGGUGGGCGGUCCUGUUGAUGGGCAUUGGAUUUAUCAUUUUCAUGGGUCUGUUUAUUAAAUGUUGCGCCGUACACACGCCAUCCUCCAAUCCGAAGAAACGUCCAGCGAGACGCAUUAGCGAUACACUUCGCAGACCCAUGAACACGCUUCGGCGAAUGCGACACCACCAGAAUGGGGCGCAACAUGCGUCACCCCAUGGACCUGUAAAUAGUCGAAGUCGGAGUGAAAGGUCGACGAGACCCAGUGCUAGUCAAGGGCCCCGGCCGGGCUACGGGGAGGGGAGGGGACACUACGCGCCGAAAGAGUAUUCCUCAUUAGCGACAGCGCCCCCUUCCGGUUACAACCGUCAAAACCACCCAUACGCAGGCGCGUACGACCGUAACGCCUACGAGAUGCGUCACAAAGUUUGACAGAACGGUCAAGUCGGGGCAGUUCGGGUGUCUCCGCCGCCCGAUUACCCCGGCACACCGAUGGCCAACAUACAUUUCGAGGGUCCCAUGGCACAAACGUCGAACAAACAUAAGAACACUAGUGUACAGGGUGGCUCAACUUAACAAACUCGUGUUCUGUGAUCGAUUAGAACCACGAAUCAAUAAAAAAGUGUGUGUGAUAUUACGAAACUCGAAAUGAUUGAAAACGGGUGCAUUUAUCUAUAGUCACCUAGAUUUUAAGAAUGAGUUUUUAUGGUAUUAGUUGGCUUCCGAUGAAAGGCUGAAACGGAUUUGCGAUUUUUAAUCUGCCAACUCGAUUUUUAAUUUAUUUAUUCGCCAUUUCUGCACCAAAUGAUUAGGUUUUAGGUUUACGUACAUAUCCGAACAAAUUUAUCGAUCAAAUUUUUCGAUUAUGGAGGAAUUGAAUUUUUUUAUUGUGAAUUCGGUUUGUCCAUAAUUUUGUCGAUUACAUCACAGCUGCGUUUUUGAAAAUUGUUGAAAUUUCGUGCAGAGAUCUCAUUUUAAAUGAUUUGUCCUGAAAUUUGCUAUUUUAAUAUAAUUAAGGGACACAAUUUUACAUUUAAAACAUUGUUGAAUUUCAGGAAAUUGUGAUACAAAUCUAAUUUGCUGUUUUGUAAUGUCUCAAUGGAGAAAUCUAUAUUUGAUGCUGAAAAUCUGUAUUAAUGAAAUUGUAAAAUAUUGAUAUAUUAUGUAAAUAUUGGAAAAUAAUUGUUUUUAUAUGAAGUAUGUAUCAUAUUCUUCACCUUUGUUUUAGAGUAGUGGAUUUUACCUAUGUCUAGCAUUUGUUUGAUUUUUUUGACGACGUAUAAUUGUAUCAGAUUUUUUAUUAUGCUAGUAGGUACAAUCCAACCUCGAUGACCAAUAAUUGUUGUGCAUGUCGCUUAAUACAUGUACCAAAGUCAUUGGAUGACUCUAUAAUACUGUGAAUAAAUAAAUGUGUUAUUGUCAAAUGUAAAAUAAAAACAAAGUCAUACAUUUUUCACA
This is a messenger RNA of Tribolium madens (black flour beetle), 4004 nucleotides long. RefSeq names its product disintegrin and metalloproteinase domain-containing protein 10 (gene kuz). Bases 246 to 2978 code for a protein of 910 amino acids. The record is from RefSeq and is a predicted model, not a curated record. Gene Ontology annotation, biological process: membrane protein ectodomain proteolysis; Notch signaling pathway. The transcript is spliced from 12 exons. Gene Ontology annotation, cellular component: plasma membrane. NCBI's taxonomy places the organism in Eukaryota, Metazoa, Arthropoda, Insecta, Coleoptera, Tenebrionidae. Gene Ontology annotation, molecular function: metalloendopeptidase activity.